AUGAAGACGGACUUCAAGUUCUCCAAUCUUCUGGGCACUGUGUACCGCAAGGGAAACCUACUCUUCACUCCCGAUGGUACCUGCCUUUUGUCCCCAGUAGGCAACAGAGUGACCGUAUUUGACCUGGUCAACAACAAAUCAUACACCCUUCCUCUUUUCCACCGCAAAAACAUCGUCCGUCUCGAUCUCAACCCACAAGGCAAUCUACUUCUCACUGUUGAUGAAGAUGGCCGCGCGAUAUUAACGAACUUCAAACGACGAAUUGUCAUAUACCACAUCUCAUUAAAGGGCCCGGCCGACGCUCUCAAAUUCUCUCCGUCCGGUCAACACUUCGCCGUUAGUAUUGGACGGCGGUUGCAGCUCUGGCAAACUCCCUCAGUCCCGGGAACCGACGCUGGUGGUGAUCUAGAAUAUGCGCCAUUUGUCUUGCACAGGGAGCUUACGGGCCAUUUUGAUACCAUUCAGAACAUUGAGUGGUCGAGCGAUUCUCGUUUCAUCCUUACAUCGUCAAAAGAUUUGACUGCGCGAGUAUGGAGUCUAGACCCGCAGGAUGGAUUUGAGCCGACAACGCUAGCAGGACAUCGACAGGGAGUCAAGGCGGCCUUUUUCACUGCAGACCAAGAAGCUAUAUACACCGUGAGCGAAGAUGGUGCGCUCUUUCGAUGGGAGUAUACCUCAAAGAGACUUGAAGGGGAGGCAGAUCGCGAAGAACGUUGGAGGAUCAUGAAGAAGGAUUUUUUCCUGCAGAAUGAUGCCAAGUUGAAGUGUGCUUCAUUUCAUGCCAAGUCCAAUCUGUUGGUCGUCGGCUUUUCUAAUGGCAUUUUCGGGCUUUAUGAAUUGCCAGACUUCAACAACAUCCACACAUUGAGUGUCUCGCAAAGUAAUAUCGAUUUUGUCACCAUUAACAAGUCGGGCGAGUGGCUAGCAUUUGGCUCCUCUAAAUUCGGUCAACUUCUCGUGUGGGAGUGGCAAUCGGAAUCAUACAUACUGAAGCAACAAGGGCAUUUGGACUCACUCAAUUCUCUAGUCUACUCAGCAGACGGACAGCGAGUCAUCACCACGGCCGAUGACGGCAAGAUUAAAGUCUGGGAUACUGUAUCCGGAUUCUGUAUCGUGACCUUCACAGAACAUACAGGUGCUGUCACGGACUGCAAAUUCUCCAAAAAGGGGAACGUUCUUUAUACAGCCUCGUUGGAUGGUUCAGUCAGAGCCUGGGACUUGAUCAGAUAUCGGAAUUUCCGAACAUUCACAGCUCCUUCUAGGCUUGGUUUCACUUCCCUGGCCGUUGAUCCAAGUGGAGAGGUGGUUUGCGCCGGGUCUCAAGAUUCGUUCGAUAUUCACGUUUGGUCUGUACAAACUGGCCAAUUACUCGAACAACUCGCGGGUCACGAAGGACCAGUUGUGUCACUCGCCUUUGCUGCGGAUGGUAGCAAUCUAGUCAGUGGUAGUUGGGAUCGCACCGUCCGAAUAUGGAGUAUCUUCGGCCGAUCACAAACUAGUGAGCCGUUGCAACUACAAUCUGAUGUUUUAAGUGUUGACAUGCGACCGGACGGAAAGCAGAUAGCUGCAUCCAGUCUGGACGGACAGCUCAGCUUCUGGAAUGUGUUUGAUGCUGUUCAAGAAAGUGCUAUAGAAGGGCGUCGCGAUGUUUCUGGAGGAAGAAAGGUAUCUGAUCGACGGACAGCCGCCAAUGUGGAAGGUACAAAGUCGUUCACGAAAAUCACGUAUAGUGCAGAUGGAACUUGCUUGUUGGCAGGAGGUAACAGCAAAUACAUCUGUCUCUACGACGUGACUACCGGCUCCCUUGUUAAGAAGUAUACCGUGUCCGUGAACAUGUCCAUUGACGGUACUCAGGAAUACUUGAACAGCAAGAACAUAACCGAAGCUGGACCUCGUGGCCUGCUCGACGAAGCAGGAGAGGCAUCCGAUCUCGAAGAUCGUAUUGACCGCAGCCUACCUGGUGCUAAGCGUGGCGAUGCCGGAGCAAGAACCACAAGACCGGAAGUCCGUGUCUCAGCUGUCUCAUUUGCUCCAACUGGACGAUCAUUUUGUGCGGCAACGACAGAAGGUCUUUUGAUCUAUAGCCUUGAUACAGAAUUCGUCUUCGAUCCGUUCGAUUUGGAUAUUGACAUUACCCCGGACUCUAUCUUGGAUACUCUACAAGAAGCUCAAAAGUCGUCUCAUGCAACAUCCACAGAUGAUGCUUCAUUCCUCAAAGCUUUAAUCAUGGCAUUCCGCUUGAACGAGGCACCACUCCUCCGCACCGUUUAUGAAAGCAUUCCCUACCGUGACAUCUCACAUAUCGUACGCUCCAUUCCUCAGACGUACCUUCCGCGAUUUAUUCGGUUCAUUGCACACUCAACAGAGGAAACUCCCCACUUUGAGUUCAACUUGCUCUGGGUUGAGUCUAUCCUCAGCGUACAUGGACGAUACCUGAAAGAGCAUAAUGGUCAGUUAGCACCAGAGUUACGCGCCCUACAAAGGGUUCUGGAUGAUUUCAGAGACAGCCUCAAGCGCCUUACGGAAAAGAACGUGUACGAACUGAACUACUUGCUGUCUAAGCCAGUUCUUGGUUCGAAAAAGACCAAUGGCACUCUGAGGAUUGAUGAGAGCGCGCCUGUUGAUCAGGAAAUGAUCGAGACAGAGUAG
Talaromyces amestolkiae is the source of this 2649-nucleotide messenger RNA. RefSeq lists its product as uncharacterized. The transcript has 5 exons. Gene Ontology annotation, biological process: maturation of SSU-rRNA from tricistronic rRNA transcript (SSU-rRNA, 5.8S rRNA, LSU-rRNA); ribosomal small subunit assembly. NCBI's taxonomy places the organism in Eukaryota, Fungi, Ascomycota, Eurotiomycetes, Eurotiales, Trichocomaceae. Gene Ontology annotation, cellular component: Pwp2p-containing subcomplex of 90S preribosome; small-subunit processome. Gene Ontology annotation, molecular function: protein binding. Bases 1 to 2649 code for a protein of 882 amino acids. The record is from RefSeq and is a predicted model, not a curated record.